AUGAAGGGAUUAUAUGUCCUUUUAAUGUUUGUUAUUGCUUCACGUAGCUUGUGUGCUAGAGAAACGCCUACUCCUUUCUUUAAUGUUCUUUCGUAUGGUGCAAUCGGGGAUGGUCAAACUGAUGAUACAAAUGCUUUUCUGGAAGCAUGGCAAGACGUGUGUGGCACAGUUGAUGGCAUCCCAACACUGUUCAUACCACGAGGCAAAACAUUUAUGUUGCAACCAUUGUUGUUUCAAGGUCCUUGUAAAUCGGCAUAUAUUAUGAUUGCGCUUAAAGGAAUUAUCAUUGCCCCACACAGUGUUGAGGCUUGGAAAUGGCCAAAUAAUGAAAGGACAGCAUGGAUCCAGUUCUGGCAAAUAAGUGGCCUUAAUAUAUAUGGAGGAGGAACGUUUAAUGGCCAAGGUGCCCCAUGGUGGUCGAAGUAUUUGGGAAGUGAAGAAAUAAAUAGGCCAACUGCUCUUGUUUUUUCCGGCUGUGAAAAUCUACAACUUCACCGGUUGACUCACAUUGAUAGUCCGAGAAAUCAUAUAAGCAUUGGUUCAUGUAAUGGAAUUAUUAUCUCCAAACUUAAUAUAAUUGCACCAGAGACAAGUCACAACACUGAUGGGAUUGACAUCGCACAUUCAUCCAACAUCCUCAUUCGGAAUUCAAACAUUCAAACCGGGGAUGAUUGUGUCGCCAUUAACUCUGGCUCAAGCUUCAUCAACAUAACUGGUGUUUUUUGUGGACCUGGCCAUGGCAUCAGUGUAGGUAGCCUUGGAAGAGGAGGAGAAUAUGCUAUGGUGGAAGAGAUACAUGUACGGAAUUGUACCUUCAAUGGAACUCAAAAUGGAGCUAGAAUCAAGACAUGGAAGGGAGGAUCUGGGUAUGCAAGGAAGAUCACAUAUGAAGAUAUUGAAAUUGUUGGAGCAUAUAACCCUUUGAUUAUUGACCAACAUUAUCACCCUAAUGGUAAAAGUGAAAGUACUUCUAGCACAGCAGUGGAAGUGAGUGAUGUUACUUUUCGAAAAUUCCGCGGAACCUCAGCUCAGGAGAAUGCAAUCCAAUUAAAUUGCGAUUCCAACAAUAUUGGUUGCACCAACAUUGUACUGGAUGAUAUUAACAUAACCAAUGUUGCUGGAGGAACAACAAAAGCAUCUUGCACUAAUGCACAUGCAACAUCUAUUUCAUGUCACCCGUACGUCUCGUGUCUUCCUUGA
Messenger RNA from Cicer arietinum (chickpea), 1200 nucleotides. Its product is annotated as probable polygalacturonase At3g15720. The record is from RefSeq and is a predicted model, not a curated record. Gene Ontology annotation, biological process: carbohydrate metabolic process. NCBI's taxonomy places the organism in Eukaryota, Viridiplantae, Streptophyta, Magnoliopsida, Fabales, Fabaceae. Gene Ontology annotation, molecular function: polygalacturonase activity.